AUAGCUUUUAAACUGUGGGUGGGUUCUUAGUUGUCUUUAUGGUUAUGACUGACUCCUGUUGUGAGUUAGGAAUGGAUUGAAGUUGUAUUGCUACACAACCUCAACCUAGUUUCCUCAUGAAUCCAAUUUUCACUGGUGGAACUAAUUUAGAUUAGAGCAUUAGAUUUUUGGAAUCAGCUUGAAGGACAUGAGUACGUAAAUUUAGUUAGAGUUGUAAUAGUUAGCUGCAGGAAUGUAAUGUGGUGGAUUUGUAUUUCUUGCUUUAAGUUGAAGUGGAGAACCUUCUAUCAUCAGGUAGGAACCUAACUCAAUUAGAGCCCACAAUUACUUUCUUUUGCCAUCUGAAGAUUGCUUUCAGCGGGUUUUGAGGGGAAACCCUAGCCAAGAUGGUAAGAGAUCCACGCUUGUAACAAUAAGGUCAUGACUUCGAAUCCUUGCCCCCCUUCGUUUGAGCCGGUCAUCUAUGAGUAACCUAGGUUGGUUUACUUUAUUGAGGUCCUUUGCCAGUUAGGGUCACAAGUCGAAAGGGUUGUGGGGUUCCCUCGUCAUCCAAAGAUUGCCUUCAUUUCAGCCAUUAGGUAUAGUAGGGAGAAGGAAUCAACUUUAUCACUGUCUAAGUGGCUUGGCAGUAGAUGCAUCUCAAAGUUUAGUUUACUUAGUUUACUUUGUGAUGCAUAUGUGGGAGGUCGAAGGAAGGUAGUGUUGUGUGCAUUUAGGUUGCAAAUGACAAAGCUGGCAUCUGCAGAUGUAGAUUUCUUCACAGAAUAUGGUGAGGGUAGCAGGUACAGAAUCGAGGAAGUAAUUGGAAAAGGUAGCUAUGGAGUUGUAUGCUCUGCAUAUGAUACAUAUAUUGGUGAGAAAGUUGCAAUUAAAAAGAUAAAUGAUAUCUUCGAGCAUGUUUCCGAUGCAACACGUAUCCUUCGGGAGAUUAAGCUUCUUAGACUUCUUCGCCAUCCUGAUAUAGUGGAAAUCAAGCACAUCUUACUGCCUCCUUCUCGAAGGGAAUUCAAGGACAUAUAUGUAGUUUUUGAACUCAUGGAGUCUGAUCUUCAUCAGGUCAUUAAAGCAAAUGAUGACUUGACUCCAGAACACUAUCAAUUCUUUCUUUAUCAGCUUCUCCGAGGAUUAAAAUACAUACACACAGCCAAUGUCUUUCACCGAGACCUAAAACCAAAAAAUAUAUUAGCAAAUGCUGACUGCAAACUCAAGAUCUGUGACUUUGGUCUUGCAAGAGUGGCCUUCAAUGAUGCCCCCACAGCUAUAUUUUGGACAGAUUAUGUUGCAACAAGAUGGUACAGGGCUCCUGAAUUGUGUGGAUCCUUUUUCUCUAAGUAUACACCAGCUAUUGAUAUAUGGAGCAUUGGCUGCAUAUUUGCAGAACUCUUAACUGGAAAACCUCUCUUUCCUGGGAAAAAUGUUGUUCACCAGUUGGAUCUGAUGACUGAUUUAUUGGGAACGCCAUCUCCCGAAGCCAUUGCCAGGAUUAGAAAUGAAAAAGCUCGAAGGUAUUUGAGCAGCAUGCGUAAAAAGAAGCCCAUACCUUUCUCCUAUAAAUUUCCAAAUGCUGACCCCCUUGCACUAUGCUUGCUGGAAAGGAUGCUUGCUUUCGAUCCAAAAGAUAGACCUACUGCCGAAGAGGCUCUUGCAGAUCCAUAUUUCAGAAACUUGGCCAAAGUUGAGAGAGAGCCUUCUGCACAUCCAGUUACAAAAAUGGAAUUUGAGUUUGAACAGCGAAGGAUAACAAAGGAGGAUGUAAGAGAUAUAAUCUACCGAGAGAUUCUAGAAUACCAUCCAAAGAUGUUGAAGGAGUACGUAGAGGGGGCAGAGCCAACGGGUUUCAUGUAUCCUAGUGCGGUUGACAAAUUUAAGAAACAAUUUGCAUAUCUUGAGGAGCACUAUGGAAAAGGUGGAGGAGUUGUUGCCCCACCUGAGAGACAACAAGCCUCAUCACUGCCAAGGCCAUCUGUCUUGUAUUCAAAAAAUUGUGGCGGGCAAAGUCCAGCAGACGUUACGAAUGAUUUCUCUAAAUGUUCCAUCAAAGAAGGUGGCAAUCCAGCCAUGGACAGGAAAUCGGGGAUACCUAUGACAAGAAUUCCUCUACAAGUUCCCCAAGCUGUUCAUGGUGGUUCAGGCAGGCCUGGAAGGGUUGUUAAUUCAGCAACGGGGCGUAUGGCAGCAGCAGAUGCCAGUGAGCAGCGAAGAAUGGGUAGAAAUAUUCCACCACCACAAUAUGCUAUUUCUAAUUCUGCUGCUUCAUAUCCUAGGAGACACCCCAAUUGUAAAAGUAAAAAUGAUGGGGGAGAAGAAGAGCCUAAGCCAAAUCAGUACAUGCCAAGAAAAGUAGCUGCUGCAGCUCCUGGUGGAUCUGGAAGCCAAUGGUAUUAAACAAAACUUGUUUGAAUCUUCGAGCUGAUCGAGCCAAGCAUGAUGAAGACAUUGGCUGGAAAAUUAAGAUGGUUAACUCAAAUCACUUUCCACUUGAGGGCAGGCAGGCAGGCUGGCUGGCUGUGAGCUUUGAUUUAUUAGUUACUCCAUUAUAUAUAUAUAUAUAUACCUGACAAGUUGCAGGCUUGCAGAGCAUUAUAUUAGGUAGGUGUGUAUUAACACUGCCACCAUAAACGAAACCCCACAAUAUGGAAGUUUGGCACUUGAAACAAUUCUCUUUAGCUUCUUUAUAUCAAGCUAGAAUGGGUUUUGCAUUCUCAUCCAUCACCAUCACUGUUCUCCGGCCAAGAUCAAAGGGGAGUUGAAGGCGCCUGUAAAGAACAGGCAGACAGAAGCGCGCAGGAAACUCGAGUAAGGGUUGAAGUUAAAUUAUUAUUUCCACUUUUUUUUUUUUUUUGCCAAAGCAGUUGUAAGCUAUAACUCAUAGUUUGGUUCUAGUUAAGACUAGUGAUCAUUUCACACCUGAAUCAUUGUUGCUGUAAGCCUACAGGCUUUAAUCUUGGCCUUGGGGAAUGGUAUUAAUAGAUGGCAAAUUACCAAGUUAUCUUAA
Molecule: messenger RNA, 2995 nt
Organism: Ipomoea triloba (trilobed morning glory)
Lineage: Eukaryota; Viridiplantae; Streptophyta; Magnoliopsida; Solanales; Convolvulaceae
Product: mitogen-activated protein kinase 15-like
Exons: 10
Coding region: 724-2385 (553 amino acids)
Biological process (GO): protein phosphorylation; intracellular signal transduction
Cellular component (GO): nucleus; cytoplasm
Molecular function (GO): MAP kinase activity; ATP binding
Source: RefSeq, a predicted model, not a curated record